Hyla sarda is the source of this 3750-nucleotide messenger RNA. RefSeq names its product kinesin family member 11 (gene KIF11). The transcript has 23 exons. Gene Ontology annotation, molecular function: microtubule binding; plus-end-directed microtubule motor activity; ATP binding. The record is from RefSeq and is a predicted model, not a curated record. Gene Ontology annotation, biological process: mitotic spindle assembly; microtubule-based movement. Bases 155 to 3430 code for a protein of 1091 amino acids. Gene Ontology annotation, cellular component: nucleus; spindle microtubule. Lineage: Eukaryota; Metazoa; Chordata; Amphibia; Anura; Hylidae.
UGGCAGGUGACCAAUAUACAACUGCCAACUGUGGUGGGGGCAUCUGUACAUCAGGAACACCGAGAACAUACCGCCUCUGGGCUCUACACGGUGCUGUCUGUACUGCUACCAACUUCACACACGUGCCACAUCGGAUCCUGACCAGAACCUAGAAAUGUCCAUUUGGCACCAAAGAGUUUAUGGCACGUCAGAAUAUCUCAGCGAUUUUUCUGUUUUCUGUCACCUCUUUGCAACUAUGUCGGCCCAAACUUUUAUCAUGUCCAACAAAAAAGAAGACAAGGGGAAGAAUAUCCAGGUUGUUGUAAGAUGCAGACCCUUUAAUCAGAUGGAGCGAAAGGCCAAUUCUCAUUCGGUGUUAGAAUGUGACCCCCAGCGAAAAGAGGUUUCAGUCCGGACUGGUGGUAUAAAUGACAAACUGGGGAAGAAAAACUAUGCAUUUGAUAUGGUCUUUGGCCCUUCAGCUAAGCAGAUUGAAGUGUACAGGAGUGUAGUAUGUCCCAUCUUGGAUGAGGUUAUUAUGGGCUAUAACUGCACCAUUUUUGCUUAUGGUCAGACUGGCACAGGGAAAACCUUCACUAUGGAAGGUGAAAGAUCUGCUGAGGAGGAGUUCACUUGGGAACAGGACCCUCUGGCCGGUAUAAUUCCUCGGACUCUUCACCAGAUAUUUGAGAAGCUUUCUGAGAAUGGCACAGAGUUCUCAGUAAAAGUCUCUUUGCUGGAAAUCUACAAUGAGGAACUCUUUGACCUUCUGAGUCCUACACCUGACGUCGGUGAGAGGCUCCAGAUGUUUGAUGAUCCCCGCAACAAAAGAGGAGUCAUAAUCAAGGGGCUGGAAGAAGUGACCGUACACAACAAGGAUGAAGUCUAUCAUAUCUUAGAAAGAGGAGCAGCAAAGAGAACCACAGCAUCCACUCUGAUGAAUGCUUAUUCCAGUCGGUCUCACUCAGUGUUUUCAGUCACCAUUCACAUGAAAGAAACUACAGUUGAUGGAGAAGAGCUAGUGAAAAUUGGGAAGCUAAAUUUGGUGGAUUUGGCUGGCAGUGAGAACAUCGGUCGCUCCGGAGCUGUAGACAAGAGAGCCCGAGAGGCUGGAAAUAUUAACCAGUCUCUGCUGACGCUGGGUAGAGUUAUCACCGCUCUGGUAGAGAGAGCCCCACAUAUUCCAUACAGGGAGUCCAAGCUCACUAGGAUCCUCCAGGACUCUCUAGGAGGAAGGACAAAAACCUCAAUCAUUGCUACAGUCUCUCCAGCCUCCAUUAAUUUAGAGGAAACUGUAAGCACUCUGGAAUAUGCCAACCGAGCAAAGAAUAUUCUGAAUAAACCAGAGGUGAAUCAAAAACUCACCAAGCGGGCCCUAAUAAAGGAAUACACGGAGGAGAUUGAGCGAUUGAAGAGGGACCUUGCAGCAGCCAGAGAGAAGAAUGGAGUCUACCUCUCUAGUGAAAACUACGAGCAGCUUCAGGGUAAAAUAGUAUGCCAAGAAGAGCAGAUCUCAGAAUUUACUGAUAAAAUUGCAGCUAUGGAGGAGGAGCUUAAGAGGGUUACAGAGCUGUUCUCUGAGAGUAAGAAGGAGCUGGAGGAGUGUAACACGGUGCUUCAAUGUAAGUCCAAAGAACUAGAUGAAACCCAGAAGAAUCUACAGGAAUCUAAAAUUCAGCUGGCUCAGGAGGAGUUUGUAGUAUCUGCAUUAAAGGUCACAGAGAAGAAACUUCACAACACUGCUAAUAAGCUGCUGAGCACUGUUAAAGAGACCACAAAGGAUGUGUCGGGUCUCCAUGCCAAACUAGAUCGCAAAGCAGCAGUGGAACAUCACAAUGCCCAGGUCCAUGGGAAGUUUGCAGAAGAAAUGGAUAAAAUGUUUAGCACAAUUCAGAGAUCUGUGGAUGAAUAUCAUACAAAGCAGCAGGCGAAGUUGGAUGGCUACACCAGCUCCAUAAAUGACCUCCUCUCUGUCAGCUCUUCAGCUUUAAGUGCCACAGCCUCUGCAGUGUCCAAAUCCUUCAGUACGGUCCAGGAUACAGUGUCCAGUCAGGUGACUCGUAGCUUGGAUGCAAUAGUAAAGCAGGAAGGCUUAUCGACCCAAGCAAAGGAAGAGCUGCUGAAACAGAUGGAUCAGCAUCGGCUUGCUCUGCAAAAAGCCCUGGCCUCAGACCUGUUGCCAAUUGUAACCUCAGUUUUGGGUCUAAAUUCUCAGAUGAGUCUAUGCUUGCAGAAUUUCUCUGCUGUUGCCGACAAGGUUGACUCUCAUAAAGAAGAAAUGGACCGGUUCUUCACAGAACAUUCAAUGACUUUGCACAAGUUGCGUCUGGAGUCGACUUCGGCCCUUUCCACUAUUCAGGCAGAGUCUGAGAAUCUGAAAGAAGAGCUUCAGGCUGCCCAGACUCUGCAUUCACAGGGACUGAACAAUCUCCUAUCUUUGCUACAAAACCAGCUAAAUCUCUUUGCCACGGAAACAAAUAAGAGCUUUGAGGGUCUUCUUGUGAAAGGAGGAAAGCUGAAGAAUUCUGCAGUUCAGUUCCAGAAAGAUCUGGAUAACGUAUCCUCAGAAGCCAUUGAACAAACUUCAAGUCAUCACAAGGUAUUCGUAGACCAGAGCGGAGGGGUCGCCAAUGAGAUCCGGCACCUGGUGGGAUCAGACAUAAACACCAUAGAGGAAUCCAAUAGGCUGUGUGACCAGCUCAACACCAACAUCACCACCCUGUCUCAAGAAAGCAAGAGCUGGUGUGAGACAACCACCAACAAAAUGGUUUUUACCAUGGAACAGCAGGAUUGCUACUUACAGGCUACAAAAACCCAGCUUCAAAGCUUCCACAAGGGUAUAGAAGACAGCUGCACCUCUUCAGUGGCUCAGAUUUCAGACAUGGUGAACCUGCAGACACUUGCUGAGGAAAAAGCCUUAGCCAGCCUAGCUGAACAGGUAAUCGGUGGUAAGGAACUGACCACAGAGCAGCAGCUGGAGAUUCGUGAGCAUGCAGGAGCUGGCUGGAAUAUAGUCACUUCUUACCUUAAGGAAGAACUCCGAAAUGACAUCCCAACAGGAAUGACACCUCAGAGGAGAGAAUAUACUUACCCAUCUUCUCUUAUAAAGACCCAUCCAAGAGACAUCCUUCUAGAACAAUUCAGAAAGCAGCAUGAGGAGUUUCAGGAGGUGGUAAACAGUGUGGUGUCCAUAUCAGAAGAGCCUGUGGAUCAGGACUCCCUUGAAGAUGAUCCCGUUGUGAAUGACAGCAUUGUGAGUGAGAAAUCAAUCAUAGAUGUCAAUGUAGUCUGCCAGGAAACUUGCGGUGUCCCCUUUUUUCAGCAAAGGAAAGGACACAAAAAAGAAAAGGAAAACAAAGCAAAUUUAUCAAGCCUGGAACGAUCGAAACUCACAGAAGAUGGUGAAUUCCCUUUACCCAGGUCUAAACUUCCCCUAAGAAUCCAGAACUGAGCUGCGACACUCCUGGUGUAAAUAGUCUCCCUGGUCUAAGAACAUUUUAAUAUUUUUAAACUUUUUGUGUCUUUUUUUUAUUUUUUUCAUGUUGAUCUCUAAACUUCUGGUCUCUUUCCUAUUGCUGUUGUCUCCACUUAACUCUUUUUUUUAUAUGUUACAACAUUAAACCUCACCGGUUUCAUUAUUGGCAGCUGGAACAACCAUUCUGCAAAAUUAUUUUGUUUCUUGUUAAUAAACAUGUUUUACAUUUUAUUUUAUCAAUUAAAAUAUCUAAUGCAUAUUUAUAGAUGUCAGCUUAGAAGAAUUAUAUACAAUGG